AUGGCCGAGCUGUACGUUUUCGGGGAACUGUGCCACGCAUCCGAGUACGAAGAACCGAACCUGUUCUGCAAGUGGAGCGUACAGUUUGGCUCCUGCUGGAAGGUAGUGGAAGGCCACUCCGAAGGGCAAAGCAGUGCCAGUUCGGCCCGGGUCGAACGCCGAUCGUACUUCAGCACUCCGAUCGACCUGCACCUGGCCUGCCGAGGUAUUCAAGGCUGGCCGAAGCUGCACGUCGAGGUGUUCGCUUUGGACUCACUCAAUAACUACUGGCCGGUCGGGUACGGAUUUGCCUAUUUGCCAAGCCAACCAGGACUACACCGAGUUCGGGUGGAUACGUGGAAAGUUUCAUCGCCGAAGUUUUUCGAUACGAUCCGGGAGAAGUUCCACAGCGGAGGAUUUACAGUGGCCAAAAGUGAUAUCGUUUUCUCCGGAAUCGAACGCUACAAGCUGCUGACUAAAACGUCCGGUUCGGUUGAGUUCGAGCUUAUGCUGAUGUUUAGAAACUUUGCCGAAAAUGGAGUUGAAUUGCAUUAG
Molecule: messenger RNA, 534 nt
Organism: Sabethes cyaneus
Lineage: Eukaryota; Metazoa; Arthropoda; Insecta; Diptera; Culicidae
Gene: B9d2
Product: B9 domain-containing protein 2
Exons: 1
Coding region: 1-534 (177 amino acids)
Biological process (GO): cilium assembly
Cellular component (GO): MKS complex
Source: RefSeq, a predicted model, not a curated record